Messenger RNA from Boeremia exigua, 1224 nucleotides. RefSeq names its product triose-phosphate transporter family-domain-containing protein. Lineage: Eukaryota; Fungi; Ascomycota; Dothideomycetes; Pleosporales; Didymellaceae. The record is from RefSeq and is a predicted model, not a curated record. Bases 1 to 1224 code for a protein of 407 amino acids. Gene Ontology annotation, molecular function: antiporter activity. The transcript has 5 exons. Gene Ontology annotation, cellular component: endosome; Golgi apparatus; trans-Golgi network.
AUGUCUCAAGACGAGAAGGUCCGCUCCUCGGUCGACGCAGCCCGCGACACCGCCCUGCCUGUGCUGCCCACCAUCAACCCCGAUGCUCCCACGCCCAAGCCAAACGCGCCCGCCUCCUUUCACCCGGCCGUCUAUGUUGCAGUCUGGAUCACCCUCAGUUCGAGCACAAUCGUUUUCAACAAGUACAUUCUGGACACGGCAAAGUUCCACUUUCCCAUCUUCCUCACAACAUGGCAUCUGAUCUUCGCGACCGUCAUGACGCAGAUCCUCGCGCGCUUCACCACCAUCCUCGACUCGAGAAAGAAGGUGCCCAUGACGGGCAAGGUCUACCUGCGCGCCAUCGUGCCAAUUGGCCUCUUCUUCAGCCUGAGCUUGAUCUGCGGUAACCAGGCAUACCUGUACCUCAGCGUCGCUUUCAUCCAGAUGCUUAAGGCCACUACUCCUGUUGCUGUCCUGCUCGCAACCUGGGGCAUGGGAAUUGCGCCCGUCAACCUCAAGGUUCUCGGCAACGUCUCCUUCAUUGUCGUCGGUGUUGUCAUUGCGUCCUUUGGCGAGCUCCAAUUCGUCAUGGUCGGCUUCCUCUUCCAGGUCGCCGGUAUCGUCUUCGAGGCCACCCGUCUGGUCAUGGUGGAGCGCAUUCUGAGCUCCAAGGAGUUCAAGAUGGAUCCCCUUGUCUCGCUCUACUACUACGCCCCUGCCUGCGCCGUCAUGAACUCUCUCGUUCUGAUCUUCACCGAGCUGCCCACUCUCACCAUGAGCGAUAUCCACCGCGUCGGUGGCCUUACCCUCCUCGCGAACGCUGGCGUUGCUUUCCUUCUCAACGUCUCCGUCGUCUUCCUGAUUGGCAAGACCUCGUCCCUCGUCCUCACCCUCUCCGGUGUACUAAAGGACAUCCUCCUCGUUUUCGCGUCCAUGUUCCUCUUCCGUGACCCCGUUACCCUGAUCCAGGCUUUCGGUUACAGCAUCGCGCUCGGUGGUCUUAUCUAUUACAAGCUCGGAGGAGAGAAGCUGAAGGAGGCUCUCAGCGCCGGCAGCAUGAAGUGGGCAGAGUUUGGCCAGACCCGCCCAGCGCUCCGCAAGCUGAUGGUCCUCGGUGGCGUCGUCGUCUCGAUGUUCUUCAUCUUGGGCAGCCUUGGUCCGCGCUACGCCCCUGAUCAGACUGGCAAGCUCUACAACGGUGUCCAGAGCGGUAUUGGUCACGUUCUCGGCGAGAAGGGCGCGUAA